Molecule: messenger RNA, 1233 nt
Organism: Erythranthe guttata (spotted monkey flower)
Lineage: Eukaryota; Viridiplantae; Streptophyta; Magnoliopsida; Lamiales; Phrymaceae
Product: RNA-binding protein CP33, chloroplastic
Biological process (GO): chloroplast rRNA processing
Cellular component (GO): chloroplast thylakoid membrane
Molecular function (GO): mRNA binding
Source: RefSeq, a predicted model, not a curated record
UUCAAAAUCAGCAUAAACCCAUAUGUUAGCAUAACAUCGAAGCUUUCACAGCUGCUCCUACAAUGGCCGCCGCAUUUGGUCUUUUAAAUUUCCCUCCGGCCACCGCUCACUUCUCCAAAAACUCCCACCUAUUCCUUCUUUCGCCGUCGUACAACCCCUGCCUUCUCUCUCUGACCACCACCACCACCAAACGGCGGAGAGCCAAUCUCCAGCUGUUCAUCGUACAAUCCACACCCCAAGUCGAAGCGAUUCCCGCCGCCGUUCAAUCGGAAGCCCCCGAAGAGAACGUCGCAGAAGAAGAUGAAGUUUCUCAGACGAGGCUGCUUCUCCAGAAUGUUCCGUGGACGUGCACCGCAGAUGAUAUUCGCCCACUGGUCGAGAAAUUCGGUACCGUUGUUGAUAUUGAGUUUUCAAUGUAUAAUAAAUCUAGAAACAGGGGUUUAGCUUUUGUAACAAUGGGUUCACACGAAGAAGCUGUUGCUGCUCUUACUAGUCUCAAUUCCUCUGAAUUUGAGGGUCGAGUAUUGCAGCUGAAUUGGGCAAAGCCAAAGAAAGUGAAACCUUCGACUGUAGCGGAGCCUAAGCCGCUACCCGUACACAAUUUGUAUGUGACGAAUUUGCCCUUUCAAGCUAGGGCGAAGGAUCUUAGGGAUUUCUUUAAUGCGGAUAAUGCGAAUGUUGUUUCUGCUGAAAUCAUAUUUCAAGAUACUCCUAGGCGUUCGGCUGGUUAUGGCUUUGUUUCGUUUAAUACCAAGGCUGAGGCCGAGGCUGCACUUACCGCUUUUCAAGGGAAGGAGUUUAUGGGAAGAUCGAUUCGUGUGGCGUUCAGUAAGAGGUUUCUGAGGCAGGCGACAAAGGCAACUAUUGAAUCGGAGAGUGUUGAAGCAGCUUCUUGAAUUUUGUUUAGCAUGUGAGAAAUAUACGAUAAAGAUAACUCGUAGAGAAGAGAAGAAACUAUUGCUGCAGAAGCUGAGAUGGAGAAUCACCAUUGGUCAAAGUUGGUUGUGAAUGAAGAGACGAGUUUUGCUGAGUCAACCCGGCUUUUUUUCUAGUUACGUCUCGAUUGGAUUGGCUUCUAAUUGUCGGGGGAUAUCGUAGGAUGAGAAAGUAUGUUUAUUUUCAUCAGUAAACAAUGUAGUAAUAUUAUUUGUUUUCUGCGUUCUGAAAUUUAGUUUACAGGGAUUUCAUAUCUGUUUGUAAUAAUUUUCUGGGUCAAUCUGGAAAUAUCGUGCA